AUGUCGAAACCUACCAAGUCCGAGCUCUAUCUCAAAGAGCUCGACUCAGCCAGAUUGCGCGGCAACUGGCUCUCGGAGCAACCAAGUCAUUCGGGCAAGCCGCUACCCUGGAAGGAACUCCUUCGCAAGUUUGCUAAGCACAACGCUGACAGACCAUCCCUCGCCGCACUUGCAACGCAAGAACAGCAACUCAAAGCCGCCAUCCACAACUUUUAUGUCGACUCGGAGUACACCGAUGCAUCCCACCUUGCCGACUACAAGGUGUAUCCACGUGCUGGCGAUGCCACCCUUUUCCCUCCCAUCAUGAAGUCCGGUGCGGAAGGCGUUGGCUGGUCUACAGAAAGCGUCUCACAGAUCGCCGACCGCGUGCUCGAGUACGGCGAUGGACAGAACAGGCUCGCUGCUCUUUCAUUGCGCGCUUUAGCUCUCUUUGCUCUGGGUCGCGAUGACGAGGCGGUCGACAUUUUGCAUCGCGAAAAGUUCAUCGAGACCGCAGGCGAAGCUGCCCUUACCCCCGAGAUCCACAACAGUGCGUUGACAGGUCUCGUUUUGCAAGCCUUCACCAUUUACGGCAUGGCCAACGAGCGCCUUCUCUUGACCAAGAAUGAGCCGGGCUACGCUCCCUUUGCUCUCGCCGGCUAUGCUCGUGCCAUCGAGCUCCACGAGUCGGUUCGUGGAGGAAAGAAGGCCAAUGCUCUUCGAGGUUUGCAAGCGGACGAGAUCGAGCGAUGGGCCGAGCUUGCUCUCUACCGCAAUGCACUUCUUUCCAUUCGGGCCGGCGAGCCAGUGCAGAGUCUGAACGCGCUUCGAUCCUAUCAGGCACAUGCCAGUCGAUGGCACAACGAGUUCCGUCUCCCACAACGCAACGUCAUUCACCGAUACUACCUGCGUGUUCUCAACCGCUCUGCUGAGCUAGGCACCUACGCUGAUCCUCCCGAGCUGCCUCCACCUAGCCGUGAUGACUGGAGGAGCAAAGCCUACCAGCUCUCAGUCGUCGCCAUGGUUGCUUCCCGCGUUCAGAUCCGCGAUUACGAGUCCGAGCGUCUUCACCGCGAUCCUGCCGCCAAGCGUAUUGCGCCCACGUUCACCUCGCAACGCGUCACCUCGCGUACCGUCUCGAAGCGUCGUCCUCAUGCCUACCGCGAACUGCGUGCUCCCAGUGUCUCAUGGUCCAACGAAUCGCUCACUGCUCAGCGAGCUGCCUUCUCAUCCUUACAAAAGUCGACGGCAUUCCCCAAGGCUGGCCACAUCAACGACGAGGUGCUUGACUUUGCCGACCAGAUGAUCAAGGCUUGGGAGAUCAAUGGCGAGCUUGGUGGUGAGCAGGCUGACGACCUAGCCGACAUCUUGCACGGGCUUGUUCAGUUGACUUUCCACUCGCAGCGUGUCGCUCGCUAUUUGGUGAGGUUGCUGUUUGCCGCCGAGUGCUACGACGAGGGCAAGCGCGCUUUGCAAACCUACGUUCAGAUUGUGGAGAAGGCGAGGGAAGCAGAGCAGGGCUCCAAUAAGGACUCCUCGGACAGCAACAAGGAGCUUAAAGCGAUCGAGAAUGGAGAUGCCAAACACGAGGCAAAUGGAGCAAACCCAGAGACCGUCACGUCCUCCAAGGACUUUGACAGUGACGAAGUCUACGCCAACACGCUGGCUCAUGGUGCAUACUACGUAGGUCGAUAUUGCAACGACUUUGCUUUGGCGGACAAGAUGGCUAGCAAGGCUCUCGCUGUGGUACAAGACGGCUCCUCGGGCAAGUACAAGUCUGCCUUCGAAAAGAACGCCUUGUUGCUUGCUCGUCUCAAACGCGUCAGUGGAUUUGCGAGAGCCGGUCUAGCCAUCGAGCUUGCCGACCCAAUUCGUAGACCUGCACUGCAAUCCGAGGCGCUCGCCGAACUCACUGCUGCGGUUCAACUCGACGACCAGUCCUCCGAAGCCUACUAUCAGCUUGCUUACCUGCAGGCUGAGCUGCGGGAUGUUCACUCUGCUCUCCAAUCGGCACGCAAAGCAGUCGAGCUUGAGCCUGCGGAUGUCGAGUCCUGGCACUUGCUCGUGCUUCUCCUAUCUGCACAGAAGAAGUACAAGGAUGCAUUCAAGAUCGCUGAAGUGGCUCUCAACGAGUGCGAGAACGAUGACCACAGUGUCAGCCAAAGUGUCAAUGGACCUUCGCCUGCUAACUUUGCAGCUUCGCAGCUGUUGAGUGUCGAUUAUCCACCCAAGCCAUUGGAGAGGAACGAGUCGAUCUUGCGCUUGAUGGUGACCUACAAUGCACUGGAGGAGCUUAAUGAUGGUGUCGAGAGUGCGAUUGCUGGGCAGAAGGAGCUGUUCACAUACUUCCACCGCGUGUUCCCUUACGCUGCUGCGGCUGCUGCUGCUGCGUCGGCGGGAGGAGCAGCUGGUGCGGGCGGAGGAGACAGCAGGGAUUCGCGAAUGUCGAAGGAUCUGGGUGGUCUGCGACGCUAUGGCUCGCUUGCUUCGGUUGGCGGUGGUGGACAGAACAGCAACGACACGGCGCUUGGACGAUCUCAGACUACUGCAGGUCGAGCGAGGUCGUAUGCUCAGCGAUCGGCCAGUGCCGCUGCAGGAACGCAGAAGAGUAAUGCAGCCAUCUUGCCUGGCAUGGCGCUCGGUGACCUUGACGAAGAUCUCUCACGCUCCGGUGCCGAGCGAACGCUUCAACAUCUCAAGCGACAGUCUCUUACACUUGCCAAGAUCUGGCUCAUCUCCGCUGCAAGCUUCCGACGUGCCAACCAGCUCAAAGAAUGUCGAUCCGCUAUUCAGGAAGCCGAACGCUUACAGCCAGGCUUGGCAGAUGUAUGGGUGCAAUUGUCGCUGUACUUUGCCGCUACUCAACAGACAAGGUUGGCUGUUGACUCGCUGCACAAAGCCCUCGCUUGUUCUGGUGGCGAUGUAGCAGCGUCGGUUCACUUGGCGAGGUUGUUCUUGGCUGAUCCGGAGUUGAAGCCCAAGUCUCUACCUCGAUCUCCUGCGGGUGCUGGGACUGAGGCAGAGAAGGUCGAAUCAAGUGUUGAGGCGAGUUUGAGUGGCAAAGCUCGGGACUUGAGCUCGGUCAGUCUUGCAGAGGGUUUACUGACGACGACGACAAAAGGUAACGGUUGGGACACCAGCGAAGCUUGGUUGUUCCUAGGUCAAGCUGUUGGCAAGAGUGGGAGGGCGGAGAGAGCGCGAGAGUGUUUCGAGUAUGCGCUGCAAUUGGAGAAUACCAAGCCGAUCAGGCCGUUGACGAUUGCUUUGCUGCGAUGA
Molecule: messenger RNA, 3255 nt
Organism: Ustilago hordei
Lineage: Eukaryota; Fungi; Basidiomycota; Ustilaginomycetes; Ustilaginales; Ustilaginaceae
Exons: 3
Coding region: 1-3255 (1084 amino acids)
Molecular function (GO): protein binding
Source: RefSeq, a predicted model, not a curated record